AAAUCCACUCUCGAAACACUCUCUCCCAUUCAGAAGCAUUCCAAAAUCCAUUAAUUAUAUAAAUAUCAAUGUCGGGUUUUGAUUACAGCGACUCAACAAGCUCAGCUGAUUCCGUCAAUAACGGCGUUAACUUACCGGUUUUUUACCGGAACCCGAGUUUCAGCAACGUCAUCCUAAACGAUAACUGGAGCGAUUUGCCGUUAAGCGUGGACGACUCACAAGACAUGGCCAUUUACAACACUCUCCGCGACGCCGUUAACUCCGGCUGGACACCCACCGUUCCUCCACUUUCCUCUCCGGUGACCGCGGCGGAAGAGAAGCCGGAGACGGCGAUGGUAGCGGAGGCGAGUGGAUCGCACGCGCCGAGGCAAAAGGGGAUGAUGCAGUACAGAGGAGUGAGGAGGAGGCCGUGGGGGAAAUUCGCGGCGGAGAUUAGGGAUCCGAAGAAGAACGGAGCUAGGGUUUGGCUCGGGACUUACGAGACGCCGGAGGACGCGGCGGUGGCUUACGACAGAGCUGCGUUUCAGCUAAGGGGAUCCAAGGCUAAGCUUAAUUUCCCACAUUUGAUUGGCUCUUGUAAGUAUGAGCCGGUUAGGAUCAGGCCUCGCCGUCGCUCGCCGGAGCCGUCUGUCUCCGAUUACUCAUCGCCGGAGCAGAAGAGGAUUGGCCACGUGGGAGACGGGUUCGAUUUGGAUUUCACGAUGAACUCCGAAUCCGAUGGAGGUUUAUUGACGGAUCAAUCGGCAUGUUCGUUUUCUGAUAGUCGUGAAUGAUGAAUUAAGCGAUGUUUUGAUCAUAAUGUAAUGUCUUUGGAAAAUCAAUG
This is a messenger RNA of Eutrema salsugineum, 823 nucleotides long. RefSeq names its product ethylene-responsive transcription factor 13. The transcript has a single exon. Gene Ontology annotation, biological process: regulation of DNA-templated transcription; ethylene-activated signaling pathway. NCBI's taxonomy places the organism in Eukaryota, Viridiplantae, Streptophyta, Magnoliopsida, Brassicales, Brassicaceae. The record is from RefSeq and is a predicted model, not a curated record. The coding region runs from base 69 to 773 and encodes 234 amino acids. Gene Ontology annotation, molecular function: DNA binding; DNA-binding transcription factor activity.